UGUGAGUCCUGUCCUGUGAGCUCUGUGGAACCUGGCCCUGGCUGGGCACUGAGGCCAAGCAAAGUGAACCAAGUGAGACGACCGAGGCCUGGCCUGACAAGGAGCGGAGGCUGGCGAGAGACCUGAAUUAACUAAGAGGUGACUGCUUGCACCAUGCAGAGUCUACCCCAAGUAUCCAGCCAUACGAGGUGUGGUGUCUACCUGAAGAACAUUGCACUUUAUAAGGAAAGAUGUUGUCUCCAAAUGAUAAAAAGUUAGAAAAGCUAGAUCCGUUUUACCGACCUUCAGUGUCCGAGCAGAAGACUAGUGCAGAAAUCAUAAGUGAAGCACGAAAUGCCUUAAGAACUCUUAGGACCCAAAGACCAUUUACACCACGGGAAGACCAAAGAAAACUAUUUGGACGUGCAUCUUCAAGAACACCAGAAAAUAGACCCCCGUCUUCCUUCAGCAUCCAUGCAUCCAGUUUUGACUCCUCUGACUCCAGGCCCAUCUUUGGCACACGUCUCAGUCCACUAGAGCUUAAACCAAAAGCUCCAGCAUCUCCUGCCACAGAAGAGGAUCCCUGCCCUUCCUUUCCAAAACCCCCAGUGGACCCCGCGAAGAUUAGAAGGAUAAGCAGUGCCCGGGCGCGCUUACUCAGGGCGGCCUCGCAGGGGGCUCUUCUGCCAGACAGGACCCUUCCUCCUGCUCAGCCAAAGAAGAGAGUUGAACCCAAAGAAACAGUUACGAUGGGGGACUCUAUGGUGAAAGUACAUGGGAUUUAUUUAACAGAAUCAAAUGCCAUUGGCCACUUGAGUCACCCACUUCAGCUAACGUAUGACGGAGACUUCAGUGAAAUCAAGGAGCAAGAAAUUUUCAAAGGGACAGCAUCCUUGCCAUCUCAUCUCAGAAGUGGAGGGGACCAGUGGAAGAGGCGUUCAAGGGCCUCCUUAUGCUCCCGAAGCUCAGACCAGAGCAGGCUAGACACCAAAACAGACUCAAAACUCGACUUGCAAGAAAAGGAUACAGAAAUAGAAGUAGGUGAAGUCUUUUGGAAUACAAGGAUCGUACCGAUUUUGCGUGAAUUAGAAAAAGAAGAAAACAUUGAAACGGUUUGUGCGGCUUGCACACAACUUCAUCACGCUUUAGAGGAAGGAAACAUGCUUGGAAGUAAAUUUAAGAGAAGAAGUAUUCUCCUGAAGACCCUAUAUAAACUAGUUGAUGUUGGCUCAGACUUGCUGAGCCUUAAACUUGCAAAAAUUAUUCUAGCACUUAAAGUGAGUGGAAAGAAUCUUCUUAGUGUCUGCAAGCUUAUAUUUAAAAUUAGCAGGAGUGAGAAGAAUGAUUCUCUGAUUCAAAAUGAUGGCAUUCUGGAAUCAUUAUUGGAGGUCCUGAGAAGUGAAGAGCUGCAAGCUAACACCGAAGCUUUCUUAUACUGCAUGGGGGUGAUCAAAUUCAUUUCUGGAAAUCCAGGAUUUCUUCAUGAAAUGAUUGGCAAAGGUGCUGUUGAAAUAUUGAUGAAUUUGAUGACGCAUAUAAAUGAGAACACCAAGAAAUCUGGCACAUGUUUGCCUAAUUCAGGCCACUUGUUAGUCCAAAUGACUGCUACGCUGAGAAACUUGGUUGACUCACCACUAGCAAGAAGUAAGUUGCUAAGCAUCAGUGCCCUUCCCCAGCUCUGCACAGUGAUGGGACAGUACAUAGGUGACAAGGAGGUCUGCACCAAUGUUGCCAGAAUAUUCAGCAAAGUUACUACUUAUCAUGACUGCUGUGUAGCCUUGGCCAACUACUCCAGAUGUUAUGCCUUGUUUUUGAAUCUGAUAAACAAAUACCAGAAGAAGCAGGAUUUAGUCGUUCGUAUUGUUUUUAUUCUUGGCAACCUGACAGCGAAAAAUAACCAGGCUCGUGAGCAGUUUUCCAAAGAGAAAGGGAGCAUCCCAACUCUGCUGUCUUUAUUCCAUACGUUCUACACACUGGAUCUGCAUUCCCAGAAGCCCCUGGGGGAAGGAGAAGAGAGGCCCAAGGCGCCAAGGCCGGCCCAGGCAGAGGACGUGCUCAUCAAGCUGACCCGCGUGCUCGCCAACCUGGCCAUCCACCCGAGCGUGGGCCCAGCCAUCGCCGCCCACCCGCGCAUCGUGGGCCUGCUCCUCGCCAUGCUGGAAUCUAAGUCCAUUGAUGAUUGUGAGGAGCUGGUGAUCAAUACUACGGCGACGAUCAACAACUUAUCUUACUACCAAGUGAAGAAUUCCAUAAUUCAAGACAAAAAGCUAUAUAUUGCUGAAUUGCUCUUAAAGCUCCUUGUGAGUCACAACAUGGAUGGAAUCCUGGAGGCUGUACGUGUUUUUGGAAAUCUCUCCCAGGAUCAUGACAUCUGUGAUUUCAUUGUGCAGAGAAAUGUUCACAAGUUCAUGAUUGCUCUGCUGGAUGCUAAGCAUCAGGAUAUUUGCUUUUCUGCCUGUGGUGUUCUUCUAAAUCUCACCGUGGAUAAAGACAAGCGUGUCAUCCUAAAAGAAGGAGGUGGCAUUAAAAAGUUAGUGGAUUGUUUAAGGGAUUUUGGUCCCACUGAUUGGCAGCUGGCCUGCUUGGUGUGCAAAACUUUAUGGAACUUCAGUGAAAAUAUCACCAGUGCUUCGUCAUGUUUUGGAGAUGAGGCCGCCAACACACUCUUAGUCCUGCUCUCAUCGUUUUUAGAUGAAGAACUAGCACUGAAUGGGAGUUUUGACCAAGACCUAAAAAACUAUCACAAACUCCAUUGGGAAACAGAAUUCAAACCGGUGGCACAACAGCUUCUAAACCGAAUUCAGAGUCAUCACACCUUCCUGGAACCCCUGCCUGUUCCUUCUUUCUAACAUGAUGCAGAUAAACAACAGAAACAGGAAGUCAGGUCUCCUUCAUUCUUAAGAAGUGGCAACAUAUGUGAACUUUUUUUCGGUAUUAACAAAUAUUGAAAGUUUUUCAGGUACUGAUUUU
This is a messenger RNA of Balaenoptera ricei (Rice's whale), 2949 nucleotides long. It is a transcript of the gene ARMC2, whose product is annotated as armadillo repeat containing 2. Lineage: Eukaryota; Metazoa; Chordata; Mammalia; Artiodactyla; Balaenopteridae. The transcript is spliced from 19 exons. Gene Ontology annotation, molecular function: protein binding. The record is from RefSeq and is a predicted model, not a curated record. Gene Ontology annotation, biological process: sperm axoneme assembly; cilium organization. The coding region runs from base 231 to 2828 and encodes 865 amino acids.